GUACACCGCUUCCGGAAGUGGCCUGCGCCACCGCCCUACGCGGAACUGCACGUGGGCCCGGGCAGAGGCUGCUGGCCAUAAGCUCGCCCCGAAUCUUUGGUGAUUCCCAGGCCGCGGCGACCCGUUGUCCCAUGUCCAGCCGGGCUCAGUGAGACGGGAGUCUCGCUCUGUCACCCAGGCUGGAGUACAGUGGUGUGAUCUGAGGUCUCAGCUCACUGCAACUUCCACCUCCCAGGUUCAAGUGAUUCUUCUGCCUCAGCCUCCCCGCCAACCCAGGUACCUGGGAUUACAGACGUCCACCACCACACCUGGCUAAUUUUUUUUUUUUUUGAGAGGGAGUUCCACUCUUUUUGUUCAGGCUGGAGUACGAUGGCACAAUCUCGGCUCAUGGCAAUCUCCACCUCCCUGGUUCAAGCGAUUCUCCUGCCUCAGCCUCCCGAGUAGCUGUGGUUAUAGGAGUGCACCACCACACCCAGCUACUUUUGUAUUUUUAGUAGAGACAGGGUUUCACCAUAUUGGCCAGACUGGUCUCAAACUCCUGACCUCGUGAUCUGCCUGCCUCAGCCUCCCAGAAUGCUGGGAUUACAGGCGUGAGCCACUGUGCCUGGCCUUUUACUACUUUUAUUAUUAUUUUUGAGAUGGAGUCUCGCUCUGUCACCCAGGCCGGAGCAGUGGUGCAGUCUUGGCUCACCGCAACCUCCACCUCCCUGGUUCAAGCGAUUCUGCCUCAGCCUCCUGAGUAGCUGAAGUUACAGGUGUGAGCCACCAUCCCUGGCUAAGUUUUGUAUUUUUAGUAGAAGCAGAGAUUUGAGAUGGGGUUUCACCAUGUUGGCCAGGUUGGUCUCGAACUCUUGACGACAGGUGAUCCACCCACCUCAGCCUCCCAAAGUGCUGGGAUUACGGGUGUGAGCCACCGCGCCCAUCCUAUUUUUAAAUUUAUCUUGUUAGAGGGAGUCUCUCUCUGUUGUCCAGGCUGGAGUGCAGUGGUGCGAUCUCAGUUCACCACGGCCUCUGCCUCCUCAGCCUCUGAGUAGCUGGGACUACAGGCAUGAGCCACCAGACCUGGCUGAUUUUUCUCUUUAGUAUAAAGAGAUGGGUUUCACCAUGUUGGGCAGGCUUGUCUUGAACUCCUGAUCUCAGGUGAUCCGCCCACCUCGGCCUCACAAAAUGCUGAGGUUACAGGCGUGAGGCACCGUGCCCGGCCUGUGGUUGGUUUUUAAAACGAUCCCUCCGGCACCUACGUGAAAGGGGCUGGUGAGCAUGGAAGCAGGGAAGCCUGGAAGAGACCUGCGCACCCCAGAGGGAGGGAUGGCCGUAGCUGGGAAGGAGGAGGCUGUGCGACCUGAGUAAAGACGCAGGCGUCGCUGGUGUUUGCUACUUUCUCUGCCGGGCCAGGCAGCCGGGGAUGCCGGGUUGGGGAGGGCGGACAGAGCAGGUUUCCGGUUCUUGGCUUUGACACACAGCAGCUACGGAGCCUCGGGCCAUAUCGGAUCUGUCAGAGCCUCCUGCCCUGCGGGAGGAUCACUGCCAGGGCUUCGGGCCCAGAGUGAUGGCUCGAAGGGAAGGGUCUCUGCGGGCCCAGAGGGGAGGUCCCGGCCGGCUUCCCGGAGGAGGCCGUAGGGGCUGCUUGGGGAAGGGCACUGCAGUUGUUCUGGCUUCUGGCAGGGGUGGGUGCGGGGCGGCGGCAAGAGUACCCCCGUCACCCGCGCCGCGGGCCUUCCGGACGGGGGAAGCUGGACGGCUCCAACCCGCUGACUAACGGGAACCCGAGCGCAGCUGCGCGGGCGGCGCGGCAGAUGGACGGAUGGCGACCUUCUCCUGGGCGGGAACAGGCGGAGGGAAGGCGGGUCGGGGAGGAGCCCGGAGGCCUCCGACGGGGCGGGGUCUCCGGUCUCCGCCCGCCCAGUAACGCGCGGCGGUUUCCCCCGCGCCAAGCGCGCACAGAACAAUCCCGGUCCGUUUGCUUCGGGGACCGGGACCGUUCCCAUCCCCGACGCCAUCUGAGCCGGCAGUGCGCGGCCACCCUGCCCAGCGGACCCAACUGGAAAGGGCGGAGAGCGUUGCACCAGGGCUCAUGAAUUGGGGGUCCUGGCCUCAGGCCCUCGCCCUUGCACUGCCUUCCCUGACUCGGGGUGUAGUCACCCCCGUGGUAGAGGCAAAAGCUGAUGAAACCAAAGUGGGGUUCAUUCCCAGACCCGGGGGACAGCCUCAGUGACCUCCCAGCUCCAGGCGUCCGUGGGUCAGAUUUCUAGGACCAGGACGGAAGCCUCCCUCCCUCCUCUCUGCUGAGGCCUCCUGCCUGGUGCUGCUUUUCGCCCUGGCAGUCCCACUUCCCAACCCUCUUUCCAGUGAUGCCCAGGCCUCGGGGAUGCAGGGUGCCCAUGAGGUCUCCCCCACUCUCCACCCCAGGCCCCGAUGGCUCAAGAGCUCCCCACUCCAGCCAGAGUCCCUGUUUCCCCAAAGAGAGGAGGGCUCCCGCUCACCCCUCCCCUUGCCUCUGCAGCUUCCCCAGGCCCUGCCUGGACAGGCCUGCCUGCGUGCUGGGACAUGUCUGGCCUCCAAGGACAGUUGGUGGGUGAUGUUUGCAGCAGUGGAGGGGCCAGAGCUGGAGGCAGUGGCAGCGGCUGCAGAAGAUGCUUCGGAGGCUGCGGGUGCAGAAGAUGCUUCGGAGGCUGCGGGUGCAGGGUCCAGGGUGCUGCCUUUCCUGGGCGGCAACCGGCUGAGCUUGGACCUGUCCCCCGGGGGCUGCCACUGCCUGCUUCGCCUGUGUGUCCAGCAGCCCUUUCAGCUGCUGCAGGUGGAGUUCCUGCGUCUGAGCACUCACGAGGACCCUCAGCUGCUGGAGGCCACCCUGGCCCAGGUGCCUCGGAGUCUGUCCCGCCUCCGCUCCCUGGUCCUCAAAGGAGGGCAACGCCGGGACACACUCGGCGCCUGUCUCCGGGGCGCCCUGACCACCCUACCUGCUGGUUUGAGCGGCCUGGCCCAUCUGGCCCACCUGGACCUGAGUUUCAACAGCCUGGAGACGCUGCCAGCCUGUAUCCUGCGGAUGCGAGGUCUGGGUGCCCUCUUGCUGUCUCACAACUGCCUCUCCGAGCUGCCUGAGGCUCUGGGGACCCUCCCCGCCCUCACCUUCCUCGCCGUCACACACAACCGCCUGCAGAUGCUGCCCCCAGCUCUGGGGGCCCUGUCCACCCUGCAGCGCCUCGAUCUCUCUCAGAACCUUCUGGACACACUGCCUCCUGAGAUUGGAGGCCUGGGCAACCUCCUUGAGCUCAACCUGGCCUCCAACCGACUGCAGAGCCUCCCGGCCUCCCUGGCGGGGCUGCGGUCCUUGCGGCUCCUUGUCGUGCACAGCAACCUCCUGGCCUCUGUGCCAGCCAGCCUGGCCCGCCUCCCGCUCCUCACCCGGCUCGACCUGAGGGACAACCGGCUCCGGGACCUGCCCCCUGAGCUGCUGGAUGCCCCCUUUGUGCGCCUGCAGGGGAACCCCUUGGGGGAGGCCUUGCCAGACGCCCCGAGUUCCCCAGGGGUAGCCCUCGUUCCAGAAAUGCCCAGGCUAUUCCUGACCUCAGAUUUGGACAGCUUUCCUGUGACCCCUGGAGGCUGCUCCGUGACCCUGGCCUGUGGCGUCCGCCUGCAGUUCCCAGCGGGGGCCACCAUUACCCCCAUCACCGUCCGCUAUCGGGUGUUGCUGCCAGAGCCGGGCCUCGUCCCCCUGGGCCCUCAUGAUGCCCUGCUCAGCUAUGUGCUGGAGCUGCAGCCCCACGGGGUGGCCUUCCAGCAGGAUGUGGGCCUGUGGCUGCUCUUCACGCCCCCACGGGCCUGGCGCUGCCGUGAGGUCGUGGUCAGGACCCGGAAUGACAGCAGCUGGAGUGACCUUGAGACCUUCCUGGAGGAAGAGGCACCCAAGCGGCUCUGGGCUCACUGCCAGGUGCCCCACUUCUCCUGGUUCCUUGUGGUCUCCCGCCCCGUGUCCAACGCCUGCCUGGUGCCACCAGAGGGGACACUGCUGUGCUCCUCAGGUCAUCCUGGGGUCAAGGUCAUCUUCCCCGCUGGGGCCACUGAGGAGCCUCGUAGAGUCUCCAUGCAGGUGGUGCGCGUGGCUGGCCAAGAGCUGCGAGCCCUCCUGGGAGAGCCAGAGGCCGCAGUGAGCCCACUGCUGUGCCUCUCACAGAGCGGCCCCCCCAGCUUCCUCCGACCUGUCACCGUGCAGCUGCCUCUGCCCUCUGGUGUCACAGGCCUCAGUCUGGACCGCUCCCGUCUGCACCUGUUGUACUGGGCCCCUCCUGCAGCCACCUGGGAUGACAUCACAGCUCAGGUGGUCCUGGAGCUCACCCACCUGUACGCGCGCUUCCAGGUCACACACUUCUCCUGGUACUGGCUCUGGUACACCACCAAGAACUGCGUGGGAGGCCUGGCUCGGAAGGCCUGGGAGCGGCUGCGGCUGCACCGUGUGAACCUCAUCGCCCUGCAGCGGCGCCGGGACCCUGAGCAGGUCCUGCUGCAGUGCCUGCCCCGAAACAAGGUGGACGCCACCCUUCGGCGGCUGCUGGAGCGCUACCGUGGCCCGGAGCCCUCCGACACGGUGGAGAUGUUCGAGGGCGAGGAGUUCUUUGCGGCCUUCGAGCGAGGCAUUGACGUGGAUGCUGACCGCCCUGACUGUGUGGAGGGCAGAAUCUGCUUUGUCUUCUACUCACACCUGAAGAAUGUGAAGGAGGUGUACGUGACCACCACCCUGGAUCGGGAGGCUCAGGCUGUGCGGGGCCAGGUGGGCAAGGGGGUGGGCCCCCCAGGCUGCCUGGGCACAGGGCCGAGCUCUGAACCCCAUUCAAUGCCCCCUCAGGUGUCCUUCUACCGUGGCGCAGUGCCCGUGCAGGUGCCCGAGGAGGCGGAGGCUGCCCGGCAGAGGAAGGGUGCAGACGCCCUGUGGAUGGCCACUCUGCCCAUCAAGCUACCGAGGCUUCGGGGGUCCGAAGGGCCACGGCGAGGGGCUGGCCUCUCCUUGGCGCCCCUGAACCUGGGAGAUGCUGAGACCGGCUUUCUGACGCAGAGCAACCUCCUGAGUGUGGCUGGGCGCUUGGGUCCGGACUGGCCGGCCGUGGCCCUGCACCUGGGCGUGUCCUACCGAGAGCUGCAGCGCAUCCGGCACGAGUUCCGGGAUGAUCUGGACGGGCAGAUCCGUCACAUGCUCUUCUCCUGGGCUGAGCGUCAGGCUGGGCAGCCGGGAGCUGUGGGGCUCCUGGUGCAGGCCCUGGAGCAGAGUGACCGGCAGGACCUGGCUGAAGAGGUCCGGGCGGUCUUGGAGCUUGGCCGCCGCAAGUACCAGGACAGCAUCCAGCGCACGGGCUUGGCCCCCAAGGACCCCGAGGUGCCUGGCUCGUCGGCCCCACAGCCCUCAGAGCCUGCCCAGGCCUAGGCCCCACAGACUUCCGGCUGGCCUGGACUUUUCCCAGAGGAUGGGCAGAUCCCCCACCUUCAGGCCUCUCCAAUGUUUGGGGUCGGGGUUCUCCGUGCGCAUCAAACCUGCACUGUUUGA
This is a messenger RNA of Callithrix jacchus (white-tufted-ear marmoset), 5536 nucleotides long. The record is from RefSeq and is a predicted model, not a curated record. NCBI's taxonomy places the organism in Eukaryota, Metazoa, Chordata, Mammalia, Primates, Cebidae.